Molecule: messenger RNA, 1354 nt
Organism: Fundulus heteroclitus (mummichog)
Lineage: Eukaryota; Metazoa; Chordata; Actinopteri; Cyprinodontiformes; Fundulidae
Product: GTPase IMAP family member 7
Exons: 3
Coding region: 219-1232 (337 amino acids)
Molecular function (GO): GTP binding
Source: RefSeq, a predicted model, not a curated record
AAGACACGGACAGCCUCUACAACCUUUCGCUCAUUCGGAUGGAACCCAAGGACAAUGGAAGGAAAUGGGAAGCUCCCAGUACAUAACCAUGACUCUCAGAGGUUUCCCCAAACGUCAAUGUGAAGCUUUAGAGGAAUAAUUUAAGAAAUAAUUUGGUGCUCAGAUCUGCUGGAACAAUUUUAGUCACCUGGGACAAGGAAAAAGGUGGAUCCAAAGUAAUGGCUGAAGAAAUACAACUCAGAGAGAAGAAACCAAGAACUUUGCCUCGGUCUGACGGGUGUGGUCUCUACAACUUUGAUGCUUUGGAUUUGUCCGGUGGGUUGAGGAUUGUCUUGGUGGGCAAGACUGGAUCGGGGAAAAGUGCCACAGGAAACACCAUCCUCGGGAGAGCCGUCUUCAAAGAGGAUCCGAGCCCGGUGUCUGUGACCAAACACUGUGAGACACAGAGCGGAGAGGUGGAUGGGAUUUCAGUCCAAGUGAUCGACACACCGGGGCUGUUCGAUACGGGCAUCACAGAAGAGGACCUAAAGUCUAGGAUAGAGGAAUGUGUCAAAAUGUCGGUUCCUGGACCACAUGCUUUCCUUCUGGUGAUCCGGCUUGGAGUCAGGUUCACGGAGGAGGAGAGGAAUGCUGUGAAGUGGAUCCAGGAAAACUUUGGAGACGACGCAUCCAUGUACACUAUCAUGCUGUUUACGUGCAAGGAUCAAGGCAAAGCAGACAAUGCCCUGAAGGAGUGCAAGGAGCUCCGGAGACUAUCAAUCACAUUUGGGCGCAGGUACCACGCCUUUAACAACAACGACGCAGAGGAUCGAGCCCAGGUCACAGAGCUCAUCAACAUGAUCAAGGAAAUGGUACAGGACAACGGAGGGAAGCACUACACAAACGAGAUGUAUGAGAAAGCCCAGAGGAAGCUAAAAGAGGAGGAGGAGCGUAGGAGACAGGAAGAGGAAGAGCAGAAGAAGGAAGAGAGGAAGGUUUGGGAUGAAGAGAGGGUCAAGCAACAAAAAGAACGGGAGAAGAAGAAACAAGUUCGGAGGAAGAACAUCCGCGUGGCUUCGGCUGCCGCGGUUGUGUUGGUGUUUGCUGGGGUUGUUAUAGCAGUGGGGGCGAACACCACUGUGGCUCUGGCACUAGGAGCUCCUACACUCGUCUUGGGGGUUUUAUGUGGUCUAACAGCCAUUUGUUUAUGGAAAGGAAUAAAAUGUAAGACCAAAAAGAAUAGUCCAGUGUAACACAAUGGGAAGGUAAUGUCUGUUAGUGGUAAUAUCCUUAAUGAAGGAUGGACAAUAAUUUCAGCAAUAGUGGCUAAUAUUGAUAUAUAUUUCAUACCUUUACUGGUAUAUAUACUUUGUUU